Messenger RNA from Cyclopterus lumpus (lumpfish), 615 nucleotides. RefSeq names its product mpv17-like protein 2. Gene Ontology annotation, cellular component: membrane; cytoplasm. The transcript has 5 exons. NCBI's taxonomy places the organism in Eukaryota, Metazoa, Chordata, Actinopteri, Perciformes, Cyclopteridae. The record is from RefSeq and is a predicted model, not a curated record. Bases 1 to 567 code for a protein of 188 amino acids. Gene Ontology annotation, biological process: mitochondrial ribosome assembly.
AUGCUUCCCAGGGUGGGGAAACGGUUUCUGGUCCAGAUGCAGCACAUCUUGAAGCCGCUCUUCCAGGGCCGGAACCAGCUGCUCACAAACACCCUGAGUGGAGGAAUAUUAAUGGGUCUAGGAGAUAUUUUACAGCAGAGCUGGAAAAAUUUCCAGAAUCCAGACAGAGUCCGGGACUGGAGGAUGACAGGUCGCAUGUUUACGGUGGGCUGCUCCUUCGGGCCUUUGCUGACAUACUGGUACAUCUGGCUGGAUGGAGUGUUUGUGGGCAAAGCUCUGAAAACGGUGGGAAAGAAGGUUCUGGUGGACCAGGUGGUCGCUUCGCCGUUUAUGGGGUUGUGGUAUUUUGUAGGUAUGGGUCUCCUGGAGGGACACACUUUAUCCGAAGGAUGGAAGGAGUUUACAAACAAGUUCUGGGACCUUUAUAAGGCAGACUGUUGUGUUUGGCCUCCUGCUCAGAUGAUCAACUUUUACUUCCUCCCGCCUAAAUUCCGUGUUGUGUACAUCAACGUUAUCACCGUAGGGUGGGACACCUACCUUUCCUUCCUCAAACACAGAGACGGAUAAUCUAAGUGACUUUGUGAGGAAACAAUAGAGACCCUGGAGCAUGAGAAG